Messenger RNA from Phragmites australis (common reed), 538 nucleotides. RefSeq names its product putative zinc finger CCCH domain-containing protein 21. Lineage: Eukaryota; Viridiplantae; Streptophyta; Magnoliopsida; Poales; Poaceae. The transcript has 2 exons. Gene Ontology annotation, molecular function: metal ion binding; mRNA binding. The coding region runs from base 1 to 381 and encodes 126 amino acids. The record is from RefSeq and is a predicted model, not a curated record.
AUGGUCAACUUCAAUUUAGGGAAAACACAAAAGUUGUGGCGAUGUUAUGGUUUACUUGGGCUUGAUCAAUCUGAAGAGGCACCAGCUUCAGUUAAAAUUGACGCGGGGGAGAGGGGGAAGAAGGACGGGGAGGUGGAGGUGGAAGCGUACCGACAGGGCGCCCAGAAGACGGAGCUGUGCAACAAGUGGGAGCGCGGCGCGUGCCCCUACGGCGGGCGGUGCCGGUUCGCGCACGGCCUGCAGGAGCUGCGCCCCGUGAUCCGCCACCCGCGCUACAAGACCCUCCCCUGCCAGAUGUUCGUCGCCCCCUCCGGCUGCCCCUACGGCCACCGCUGCCACUUCCGCCACUCCCUGCCGCCCACCGCCGCCGAGUCCUGCUAGGCCGCCGUGGACCGCCCGUCUCCCCUCCUGCUUUAAGCUGUGCUUGUCAAGUUUCGGAGCUGCUUGUCUGUCAUUCAUCGGUAGAUCAGUUAGCUUAAUAAAGUGGCAGCACUCUGCAUGCAUUCGUUAUUAAGGUCAGUUAGCUUAAUAAAGUAAG